CGAGUGUAUUGCUGGAUGUAGCUAGCGCUUGUGCUUAUGGGGUUCUUCUACAGACAUUAACUUCUACUGAACGACAUAACUACACCAUCUCAUCAACUGGUAUAUCAUAAGACUCUUUUGUAACCUAAUAAGAACACGUCGAAACCCAUCAAGCAUACAUCACGAGAUUGAUCUCUGUUAUUCACAAUAUUUUCGAUAUUCAUAUAGUAGUUAGAUACGAUAUACCUUUAAUCCUACUGCACCAUGUUAAAGGCCGGUUCGGAACUACCCGAGGCACCGGUGUACACCGCAGCCGAGAGCAGAGAACAUCUGCAAGACAUAUGCAAGGAAUCUGGUUUGGAGUCGUUUCUCGAAUCAAGUUUUGAUGCGGACGCGUACACAGCUACGGUUAUAACCACACGUGCUGUCGAGGAGACGCUGUCGAAACUUGUGCAGGGCAUAAAGAGUUUGGAUGCGGAACUACACAGUCAGGUGG
Messenger RNA from Sphaeroforma arctica JP610, 475 nucleotides. RefSeq lists its product as hypothetical. Lineage: Eukaryota; Ichthyosporea; Ichthyophonida. The annotation marks the transcript as partial. The transcript has a single exon. The record is from RefSeq and is a predicted model, not a curated record.